CCCCCAGCCGGUUCUAGCCUUCUGAAUCAGACAAGAACACAGUUGAGAACACUACAGAACAUCUCUAUAGCAAUCAUGCAGCUGUGCUACGGACCAAUGGCGUGCCUCGCUCUCUUCGCUGUCAUUCUCUCGUUAACGGCCACUGACACUGGUAAGUACAGUUUACUGAUGUAGUGAAUUUGGGGGAUAUGUUGGACUUGACCCAACAACUUUGCAUCUGUUCAUCUAACAACUAAGAUAAUGCCAAGAGAUCUGAAACCCUUGGCAAAGUUAUUGGUUUAGCCCAAAGUAUGUAUUUUAUUAACUCUGUAAAUACAAUAUUUUCUGGAAUAAAAUUAGAUAUUAGAGCGGGGUGGUGGUGGUGGGUUAAAACAUUUUAUCCUAAACCACAUAUGCUUCUUUAAUUCUUCAGAUGCAAACAAGGUUCACAACUGCUGCACAGAGGUCUCCAGGCAGAAAAUCACAUUACCCAUCAUAGGCGCCAGAAUUCAGAAAAAGGCCCUUCCCUGCGUCAAUGCUGUCAUGUAAGAACCUCCCAUCCCAACAGAACUUCACAAAUAAAAUGUAUAGGCCCACAUUUACAACCUCCAGUCAGAUGAAUGAGUUAGGACAAGAGUAGGACAGUUGUCUAAAUGUUGUCAUCUUGUGUUCCACAUAGCUUCGAGACUGAAGAUGGAGAGAUCAUCUGCAGCCAUUGGAAAGAGGCCUGGGUUCGACACACAUUCUUUCAGCUGGAGUAAGUCAUCAACAAUAUACCCAAUGAGUGAUCAAUAGUCAGUCAUAUUCAUUCAUAUACAUAGUGUAAUACUCACUGUUACGUAUUUUCAUGGCUGGCUAGAGUAGGUGACCUGCACAAAGACUUGCACAAAGGCCAUAAGAGAAAAGACUGGGUGUAAAAUAAAUAAAUGGUUGAAGGAAAGACGUUGAAAUGCUCACUGUGCUGCUGUUUCUUCUAGGAUGUCCAGAAGAUUACUGAACACACAGAACACCACCACCACCUCCCCCACCACCUCCCCAUAGAGGACGUUCUUCAUCAUCAUCAUCAUCA
This is a messenger RNA of Coregonus sp. 'balchen', 1048 nucleotides long. NCBI's taxonomy places the organism in Eukaryota, Metazoa, Chordata, Actinopteri, Salmoniformes, Salmonidae. The record is from the annotation of a GenBank genome assembly.